AUGGAAAUGACCAAUAAGGGAACGGCCAAUUGGUAUACGACCUAUGAUGAUCGGCGAUAUUUUAUAGAGGAUUCACCAAAGUAUAACUGGCUUCAAGCCCUCGAUGAAUGUUCCCGACGAGGUUUACAACUUUUUGUCAUUGAUGAUCCCUCAAAAAAUACAGCCUUUGUAAAUUUUCUCAAAUUAUUGUAUGGAAAACCUCUUGAUUUGUGGAUUGGUCAUCAUGAUGAGUUCAAUAACGUUGCAAAUCGCACCUGGUACUCAGCAGCUUCUGGCGAGGCCAUAAAUUAUGGUAACUGGGCUAAAGGAGAACCAAAUAAUCGCUUUGGAGAACAUUGCGGACAAUUAUAUAGAAAAUCGGAUUUUCAAUGGAAUGAUGAAGACUGCGAUGAUCAUUAUUUUGGUUAUAUUUGUGAGGAGCACUAUUUAAGUGGCAAAUGUCACAAGGAUUUGGAGCAACGGCACAAUGCUACAAAUGAAGAAAACCUAAAGCUCCUCACAGCUUUUAAUGCAACUCAAA
This is a messenger RNA of Musca vetustissima, 520 nucleotides long. RefSeq names its product perlucin-like protein. The record is from RefSeq and is a predicted model, not a curated record. The transcript has 4 exons. Lineage: Eukaryota; Metazoa; Arthropoda; Insecta; Diptera; Muscidae. Gene Ontology annotation, molecular function: signaling receptor activity. The annotation marks the transcript as partial.